AUGGGUGCAGGAGAUCGGCCGAAAGGGUAUUGGGCCCAUAUUGCCCUUAUCGCCUUUCUACCGCUUCUUGUCACCGCUUUCAACGUCGAUACAAAGAACGCUGUCAUCCAUUCAGCGGGCAGCGGUCGUUUCGGUUACUCCCUCGACUUUUAUCAUGAACAAAAAGGAGUCCCAGUAUUGAUAGUCGGAGCGCCAGAGUCUCAAUCGGGUAACCCGGCAUUGAAAGGCAUUCGAACUCCGGGAGCCGUUUUCUCAUGUCCAGUGAACAAGCCCGGUUGUCGAGAAGUUCACAUCGACAAAAAUCAAGGUAAUGAGCGACGCUUGAAUGGAUCACAUCUGGCCGAAAUCGAAGAUAAAGCAUUCCAGCGUUUUGGAGCCACCGUUCGCUCAAAUCGAAAACAUGAUAAAUUGAUGAUGUGCGCUCCAAACUACAAAUAUUUCUUCUCCCGUUUUGAGGUGAUCGAGCCAAUUGGAACGUGUUUCUAUGCCGAGGAUGGCUUCACGAAAACCCAAGAAUUUCCCACUUGUAAACAAGAACCUGCUCGUCAUGGUCGUCAUCGACUUGGAUACGGUCAAUGCGGGUUUUCGGUGGCUCUACCAGAUAAAAUGAAGAGAGGCGAUGAGAGAGCUUUCGUCGCUGGCCCGGGAGUUUGGUAUUGGCAAGGAGCGAUUUUCAGUCAAAGCUUGAGAAACAGCACGGACAAGCCAAACACGGAGAUUGGGCCUGCAUUUUUAGAUCAUGAUAUGAUGGGAUAUUCCACUGCUACCGGUGAUUUUGAUGGAGAUGGGAUUGAUGAUGUGGUUUCUGGAGUGCCUCGAGGAAACGAGCUUAUGGGAAAAUUGGUCUUGUGGACACCGGGACUUCAUCAUUUGAUGAAUCUCACCGAUUCGACCUCUCCACAAACCGGACAAUAUUGUGGACACUCGGUGAUUGUCACCGAUUUGAAUAAAGACGGUCGAGACGACAUUGUGAUGGGUUGCCCAUUCUUCACUGAUUAUGUUUCUGUGAUGGAUGCAAAGACACAAGAAAGAAAACCUCAAUAUGACGUUGGAAAAGUGAUUGUUUUCCUUCAAACUGCUGUGGGUGUCUUCGAGAAACAAGUGGCCAUUGUGGGUGACGAUCAAUGGGGAAGAUUCGGCUUUUCUUUGGCAGCUGCCGGUGAUUUAAAUCAAGAUGGAUACAAUGAUUUCAUCGUUGGAGCACCAUACGCAGGGACGGAGCGUCGUGGAGCCGUUUACGUGAUUCACGGAAGCAAAGACGGCGUUCGAGUAAAGCCCACACAAAAGAUCGAGGCUCACAAAGUGAGACAGGGUAUCUCCACUUUUGGAUACUCCUUGGCCGGAAAUCUUGAUGUUGAUUCAAACGGCAUUCCAGAUCUUGCUGUUGGAGGUUGGAAAAGUGGUCACGCGACAAUCCUUCUCACCAAACCUGUAGUAACGGUCACUGGACAAACUGAUUCGGAUGGAGUGACCUUAAAUAUGGAAGAAAAGAACUGCGAUGUUGGAGACAAGAAAAUGGGACUCCAGACUUGUCGUACGAUUAACACUUGCUUGAAGUACGAGGGUCGAGGAGAGACGCCAAACGAUCUCGAGUUCGUGUUGAGGACCUCGCUUGAUGACCACUCGCCAGAACCAAGAGCUUAUUUCAUUGGCAAAGAAGUGAAAGCCGAUCGUGAGGUGACGAUCCCGGCCGACUCAAAGACCAAAGAUCAUCCAAAUAUCAUUGAAAGAAGAAUCCGUUUGGAGAAAGGUCGACAAAAGUGCUUUAAACAGAGAUUCUUUGCAUCAGACUCAAUGCGAGACAAAUUGACACCAAUUCAUUGGUCUGUCAACUACACUUAUCAGGAAUCUCCAACCGGAAAAUUACGUGGCGGUCAAUUGGAGCCAGCCAUCGACACAACUGUUCCACUUGCUUUUGAAAAUAAGUUGAAUAUUGCAAAUAAUUGUGGAAAAGAUGGAAUCUGUGUUCCCGAUUUGAACGUGCACGCUGUCGCUGAUCGAGCAAAAUUCUUGCUUGGCACCACUGAUAACACAAUGUUGAUCAAUGUUUCUGUGUUCAAUCGAGGAGAGGACGCCUACGAGACAAAGCUUUUCUUCGAUGUCCCCGAAGGUUUCGAAUAUUCCGGUGUGGAAGCGUCAAAAGAUGAAAAACAAACUGCCCCCUCUUGCUCACCAACAUCCGCUCAACCAGACGAAGAUGGAAAAUGGGUGUUCGCCUGUGAACUUGGCAAUCCACUGCCACAGGGAAAAUCAGUGUCAACAACUGUACGCAUCACGGCCAAUCAAGACAAACCACCAUUGAAACCGAUCACAAUUCGAGCUCAUGUCAAUAGCACGAACAAUGAAGAAGAGUCAACAUCAGUUGAUAACAAUGUCGAGUUCACAGUGCCAGUCGAUUUCAAAAACCAAUUAACAUUGGUUGGAAGACCCGAGCCUGAACAAGUUGACUUCUCGAUCAGAAAUCAAACAAAUGAUGAAUUGUUCGAUGACAAUCAAUUAGGACCCGUCGUUUCUCAUAUGUAUCAAGUUUCAAAUCGUGGUCCAUCUGCCAUCGAUUCGGUGACUCUCGACAUUUUCUGGCCGUCUUUCUCGACAGAAGGCAAUCAUUUACUUUACAUCUUGAAAGAGCCAGUUUUGAAUGACGCAACAAAAGGAAGAUGUCGUGUAAAGCAAGCUCAGAACGUGAAUCCAUUGAACUUAAGAAUCACGGAUGAACAUGUUCCCACUCAGCCACCAGUGAAAGAAGAAGAUUAUGCUGAGCAUGACGAUGAAAGAGAAGAGGAUGAUGAUGAUGCCAAGGUUGAAGCACAGCCGGUUCGCGUGCAAUCGCCAGCGGGAGAUCAGCAAACAAGCCGGGUUCAAUCACCGUCAGUAUCACAUGGUCAAUCGACUCCAUCUCGAAAUACUCAAGUUUAUGAGCAGGACUCUUUCCAAGACAAUGCUCCUACUCAACAAACAGUUAGUGGCACACAGUGGACUUAUGAGGCCGACACAACGCAAGAAACAAAAUGGACCUAUGAUGCAAAACCUACACAAAAAGUUGAAUGGGAAUAUAUUCCGGACACUGAUGGAGAAGUCGAAUAUGAUGACGACGAGUAUGAGGAUGAUCGAGAGAACAGUCGAGUGAAAAGACAAGCCGGAGGAGCACAAAAUAAACGAAGAAAGGGACCACAAAAGCCAGCAAAGGAAACGAAAACUGAAGGGACAGCUGGACAACCACCAAGAGAUCGAGCAAGAUUCUCGGACUUGAGGGAAGCUGUGCGUCUCUCGAAAGAUUCUAGUGGAGCCGUUGAUUACACGGGAAUCGUCAGCCGAGCGACUGUGGACUGCAAUCAGCUUCGGUGUACCCAUAUCGAGUGUGAUAUUUUCAAUCUUCGUGAAGGUGAAUUCGUGCUUGUUGAGGUUUUUGCUCGAGUUUUUACGAGAACCCUCGUUGAUGAAAGGACACCUUCUGGAGAAGUCUCAUCCCUUGGAAUUGCUCGCGUCGGCAACACCAAGUUCAACUGGCCGCACAAACCAACAUUAGUCACAGCAGUGACAACUGAUUUAAAUGCGGUGGAUGAAGAGGGAAGCGGAGCUGGUGUCCCAUGGUGGCUUUAUCUCCUCGCCGUUCUCAUCGGACUCGUUAUUCUCGCUCUUAUCAUCCUACUCCUGUGGAGGUGCGGUUUCUUCAAAAGAAAUCGCCCACACGCCGAGCAGGCUGAGCGACGCGCAAACGAUGACACAACUGGUGGACAGUAUGCUGACACAAAAACCAGAUACGCUCCCCAAAGUGACUAUAAUCCAGACUAUCAUGGACAACGGCUU
Molecule: messenger RNA, 3807 nt
Organism: Mesorhabditis belari
Lineage: Eukaryota; Metazoa; Nematoda; Chromadorea; Rhabditida; Rhabditidae
Source: the annotation of a GenBank genome assembly